Durusdinium trenchii is the source of this 11002-nucleotide messenger RNA. Lineage: Eukaryota; Dinophyceae; Suessiales; Symbiodiniaceae. The record is from the annotation of a GenBank genome assembly.
GCGUGCAUGGCUUCUGCGAACUCAGAUUUCUGAAAUCGCUGUUGUGAAGCGAAACGAUGACGCAAAGGGCUUUGCUUUGCCGGACAAUGGCUUGUCAACUGCGGCUGCUCUGGUAUUGUUUGAAUGCUUGGAAAGCUCUGAGUGGCAAGUGCUUAAAGACAUGACUAUACGUUUGGAGAGUGAGGGUGCCAGAGAUGCUGUCCGGAAAGCUUUGAUCGAAGAUACCUUGGUUUUGCCCGGCAUGCCUGCCCUUACAAAGCAGGACCGAGAGAUUCUGAGGCUGAUCAGAUCCAUUCUCAAAGAAAAGAUCGAACCUGGUUUUGAAGCCACAGAGAAAGUCUCAAGGUGCUGCCCUGCAGGUCUUGCCAUCAAAACCGUGGGCAUGCAAUCGUGCAUAGCAGCACUGGGACAUAGGAAUCAAGAGGUUCAAGUUGCAGCUGCCAUGGUGGUUUUGAGCCGCAGGGCGGAAGAAACCGAUGCUGAGAACCUUGGCGUGGCCGCUGCAGAAGUUCUUGUUUGUGAACUCUUGGAAAGCGGACAAGCGGAGCGCUGUAUGCCACUUGCGGAUGUGUUGGGAACAUUUUAUUCGCACAUGAUUCUGGAUGGCAACAGCAGUGAGUGUGGUUCCGGCUACCUUCAUCCUUUUGGUGAUUCAUCAGUCAUUCCAUGGUCAGGCCGUACCAAAACUGCAAUGUCGCAGUACCAGACACACCGCUGCACAACUGCCUUCAAGCACAGUACUUGGAGAAUUCCUGACAUGCAGCAACCUUGGAUACGCAGCUGCACUACUUCUUUGAAGCACGAAUCUUGGAGCAUUCGACACAAAACUGUCCUGCUCCUGGGAAAACUAUUGGAACAUAUUGUUAACUCUCUCGUUCGUGUAGUGCAAGAUCCUGAGAAUGAAGCCCGCAUCAAUAGGACGAAGCUGAUUGAUGUCCAUUCAUGGGUGGAACUCCUCACUUCCUGUCUACAUGAAUCAGCUCUUCGAGAUGAGAAGGACGAAGUACGCAAAGCUGCAAGCAUAGCGUGUGUAGCAUGUCGCACAGCCCUUAUGAAGCUCGAAAGCAGUCUGAUGUUGAAGCCCGACCUUCAAUCAAGCUUUCCUUGCCCUGAGUCACCCGACGCCUCCUCAGCAAUUGCUUCACUGAGUUCGAAUGCCAAGUGUUGGGAGACUCGAUGGGCCGCAACACUUGUGCUUGGAAAGUGGGUAAAAAGCAUUCUGAAGUCGCACAAGAAUGCGAUUUGCUUGGGCCAAACAAAGCCGAAGGACGAGGUUGCAUUACUUGAAUCUGCCAUUUUGGCAUUGGUAGAGGCUGCGAAGGACAGGCGAGAAGAAGUAAGGCGAGGUGCCGUCGAGGCCCUUGGAUCAUGUCUAGAUGUGACCAAUCAACUUGAUGUCGAGGUGUUGAAGGCUCUCACCAUCGAGAAUGCUUCUUGCCCUCCUGACAGCGCUGCUUGCCAACUUGUUGGCUCCAUGCGCCGUAUGAAGAUCGUGAUAUUGCGAGGCUGCCUAAAAUGUUGCUUCAAGGCCUUAAGAGACAGAGAUAAGAGCACUCGAAACGGAGGCACAGAGCUCCUUCCAAAAGCAGCAAUCGGGUUACUCACCAUUGCGCUGCAACGCCCUGGAAUGGCAAAUCAGGAUGAUGAUGUGCUUUCAUUGCUUAAAUCCGCCAUCUCCAUACUUGGCACUCGCCGAGCCAGAUACUCAGAAAUGAUACAGGGCGUGAUCCAGGCUUUUGGAUUGUGUGUGAAUGCUCUUGACGACAAAUUGGAUGAGAGUGCACUGGCAAGUCUAAUGGCGAUGGCUGGUGAACACGACAAAGUCAUUGGCACUGAUUCUUCCAAAGCCAUUCUUUCACUGGCUGUCAUGAAAGCUUCAGUGCUUCAAUGCUGCACUGCUUCAAUUUUGCAGGACGACCGGUGCAUGACUCCGUUGGAAGCUACAGUUUGGCUUGGAAAAACAAUUGUCAAGCCACUCACCGUAGAAGCUCAAGACUCCGACGCGCUGAACAAGGCACUUUCCUUACCUGAAGCGAGCGUUUCAUUGCUGAAGGCUGAUCAGUUUGUUUCUGACUGCCGUGAUCAACGUGCCCAUUCACCAACGGCUUUGCUGGGUUCCCUGGCAGCAGUGCUACAAGGAUGCUGCACACGCAGCUGCGUCACGGCUCUGAAGCAGAACAUAUACUCAAAACCAACUGGCCAGUUCAUUCUAGAACCAUUGAAGCAUGUGGAGCAUAUUGUUAACUCUCUCGUUCGUGUCGUGCAAGAUCCUGAGAAUGAAGCCUGUAUCAAUGCAAGGAAGCUGAUUGAUGUGCAUUCAUUGGUGGAACUCAUUCUUCUGCAGCUACUUUGUGCGCUUCAACAUUUGGAUAACGGUAAUAGCCCCGCCGUGAACAAAGCCCUGAGAAUCUUCUGCGAUGCCCUAGAGAAACUUCUGGAAGGUGUAGUUGCGAACAGCGCCGACCUAACGCUUGCUCGAGCUUCCGAAACUCCUGUGCCGUCAGGUGAUGUGGCAGAUUCAAUAAUUCAAUGCUGCCUCCAAAUUUCCGUUGCAGGAUUGAAGCACCAGCAUUUGGAGAUCCAACAACAAGUCAAGUAUUUGCUUGGAAAGUAUGCAGAAAUUGCUCUCAAAUCACUGACAAAAGCACUCUCUGUAGAUGCAGGGAAGCUGAACUACAUGGAUGGGUUGUUGAAAUUUGCCAUGUCCACCACGUCUGCGCUAUCGAAGAUACUUGCAGACACGAAUUCCGACGUUAGGCGAGCCGCAACCAGGGCCUUUACGCACAUGUUGGAUAUUCUCGAGAACUUUUUUGAACGCGUGUUGUUCCAGGAGUCUUGCACCUCAUCAUGUGCCGCCAGAGUUGGAAGACUCAAAGGCUGCUUUCAAGCCUUGAAGCAUAUCUUGAGCAAAGACAACUCUGGAGAUGAAGCGAGGUGGGCAGCCGCUUGCAUGCUUGGGAAUGUUGUGGAGCGCAGCGUCGAGCUGCUCACUCUUGCCGGGCAAGAUGUGAGGGCAAAAGUCAUUGAAGCUGAUGCUCAGCUGGACAAUGAUGUUCUUAUUAAAUCUGCAGCUGGUGCCUUGAAACUUGCUCUUGACACAGAAGCAGAGGUGAGACAAGAAGGUAUUGUUUCCUUUGGAUAUCUUUGGGAUGAACUUGGGAAACUUGAACAUUCAGCAGCCUUGGCCGUUUCCUCACAAGGAUCAGUGAAAGAUGUAAUACUUGAAGGCUGUGCUCGUGUCUUGAAGCGGAAUGGUGCGAGGGCUCAAUUGGCAACUGCCGAACUCCUAGGAGUAUUCGCUACCAAAAGGCUCAAUGUCGCACAGCGUUCAGAGAUCCUUUCAUUGUUUAAAUCUGAGAUUCCAGCAUUAGUCAAAGCUCCGACCGAGAAGGAUUUUGAUGCAAGGCAAAGUCGGAUCAAGGUCUUGCGGUUCCUCUGGGAUUUGCGUGCAACACUUGACAGAGAUGUGGUGUCGAACGAUUCCAAUACCUUACUAGAUGGAGCAAACACUGCUAUUCUCGAAAGCUGUGCUGAGAUCUUCAAAGGGAACUGUGUGGAAAGAUUGGCAGCGGCAGAACUCUUACCAAAAUUGGCUGUGGAGGCCCUCACUGUUGCCCAGCGUUCACACCUGCUUUCAUUCAUUAGAGACAAUGUUCCAACUUUUUCCCAAGCUCUGACUGACGAGGAUUUCGAUGCAAAGCAACGUUGGAUCAAGGUGUUGUGGUUGCUUUGGGAUUUGCUAGCAAAACUUGAGAGAGAUGAGGGGCGGAGUGAUGCAGCCACCACAAAUUUGGCCCUUGCGUUGAAAGCCGAUACGGCACCAGAUGUCUUAAAAUCUCAAAUACGGGACAGCUGCUUGCCAACCUGUUUGGCAAGUUUGAAAGACGAAGGUCUUCGAUUCGGGGCUGCAGUACUCAUGCUAAAAUUUGCAGAGCAUACGAUGGCAUCGCUCACCAGUGCCAUGCAAAAUCCUGAGAGCAGAGGGCGUGUGAAUACUUCCUCAAAGCCUGAGUUGGAUAUUCUGGAAGGCAUCGUUUCAAGACUUUCAGAGCUCUUCUCCACCGGCUCCAAAGACCAGAUUGUGAUCAAAGCAAAGGUAUUUGAGCAAUUGCAUCAUUUGAUCCUGAUGGCCGCCAAUCUUUCUUCUAAUUCUGAUUGCGCCGGCCGUUUAGAAAAGAUGAUCGCUCUUGUUUUGGAGGAAGCUGAUGACGGGAGGAAGAAACUCAUCACGAAGUUGUCUGAGGAAUUGAGUUUGGAAGAUUUGGAGUCCGACAUACGAUGGGCAGCUGCCUUGGAGCUUUGCAACAUGGGGCAGCCAUUCGCAGAGCCCAUACUCAUAAGUCUUUUGCAAAGCUACCUGAAAGAUCCGGAAGGUCGUAUGAAGAGGCAAAAAAGACAUUAUGUAACUGCAGAAGAAUUAGCGGAAGGACCAGUAGAUACAGGAGAUUCAGAAGGACCUGAGAAAGAAGACUUGCUUUCAAUUAGAACGAAGAAGGACAUGGGGAAAGCAAAGGAAUUUGGGGAAGAAGAAUUGCUUUCAUUUCUGCAAGGUGGAGUCUCGGAAAGUGGGUCUGAAGCUGAGAUUCGUAUCGCUCAAUCAGUACAUGCGCUUGCCAACUCCGUGGCGUCAGCAAAAGGAGCGGACAAAGCAGCGAGGGUGGGCAAGGCGCUCGAGCUUUUUCUCCAAUUCAUUGGAGCAGAGAACUCCGUCACACUGCAGAAGCUUGGUUUGGAUGGAGUCCAAAGAAUUGGCCACCAGGGCUUACCAGUCCUCAUGAACUUGCUGGAAGAAGGUAACCCGGAGCAGCAAGCAGCCGCAGCAGUUGGCCUGGGGGUGGUAGCGAAAGAUUCGAUCUCCGUUGAGUCCGCGGAAUUCGAGAAAGUCAACCCCUUUCAAAGAUCUGUGUCCGAGCGACAGACUCCCAACUCCGUGAAACUCCUGCAGGAUUUCAUCGAAGAAAAGCUGUAUGGUAUGCACCCAGCUUCGCGCGCUAAUCUGACUACUUCCAUGCGAGUUGUUCAGCCAGGACAAAGCAGUGCAAAGAGUUGGCUUGUGACUUACUGGUAUCAUGCUCUGCGGCUAGUUGUGGAUUUGCCAUCGCCUUGGACACUAGUGGCCAGCGCCGCAGCAUUUGUCCUCUUUAGCUCCCAGCAUCCCUUGGCCGAACUGCUCAGCCAUCCACACACUUUGGUGCGAUCGCAUCGUCACACGCAGUGGGGGUUCCAUGUGCAAGGCACCGGCCUGCUGCACAGAAAGAUCCAGCUGAGACAUUCAUGGGAGUCGUGGGUCCAGUGGUUUCGUCGAAGCUCGGCGCUGAAGGAGGCUCCCUUUGAACAAGUCCUCAGUCUGGAUGAAGAGCAACGCUUUUGUGCUGCGCUGCAGGCGUUCCAAUUGCUCACCCGUUUGGAGGUUGUUCCGAAGAGCGACUUAGCUGCUUCGACCUUCGCUGCUGUCUUUGCACGCUUCGGUCUGAAGGUUCAUCGAAAGGACGGCCAGUUGGUUCUUGUGUCCGAUGGCCGACGACCACGACUUCUCAACGUUGAAGCAAUUGAGAGAAUCGUUCACAGAGGAUUCUUUCCUGAGCGAUUUCAUGCAACUUCUCCAGUUCUCUGUGUGCUACGACCUUGGUGGCUUUUGGUGGACAUACUGGUGGUUCUGUUGCAGGUUGCAAUUUGCAUCUUGUUGAUGCUACCACCGUUAGCGUGGUUCAGUAUUUACGAAUUGGCUCGCGUGCCAUAUUUCCCAAUGUCACCGGUUGACAGCCUUACAGCUCUUCAUUUCGGGCCACGCUUUGCACAGCUCUCCGAGAGGCUUUUGUUGUCUUCUCCAGUGUUGACCUGCACAAGUGCCAUCUAUGCAGCUGCUUUGUUUAUGUCAUUGGUCUAUGCCUAUUGCACGGAAAAGCUACCGUUGGCACCCUUUCCCAUCUUGCAGGCACUGACCAGGAAUGAGAGAUGCGGUGAAGAUCUGAUGCAUGACCAGCCAACGUGUCAGCGGCGGUGCUAUGUCAUGGUUGCCGUCAUGCACGGAAUACCGUGGGUGGCAUUCUUUCUAUUUUUUGCCCAGGCCACCGGAUGCAGUGCCUUGUUUCUCUGUUGGCUCGGCUUCGGUGUGGUUGUGGAGCCUGCACGAUUUGUACCACUGGUCUCAGCUCUAGGCAGUUUCAUUUUUGCAGUGGCUGCGCGUGUUCGUGGCUUGCUGACUUGGCGCCGGAGCCUGGCGAAAAGCAUCCAGGAGAUCUUCCAAGCCUCUACUGCAGUACUUUGGGUCAACCUGAUGGAAAGAAUGAAGAUCGAUGUGGAGUCUCCCAGCUAUCAACGCCUAUUGCAGGGUAUGGCCAGUGACAUGGACCUGUUCGAGUUGUUGGCACAGGGAAGUUCGAGUCUAUGGCGAUCGCAAUUGGAGAAGUUCUUGGCGCCGAUCAUCGAUCACCAAGCCUUUGAGAUGCUGGUGAACGACAUCAUCCAUGCGCAGGGCAACGCAGAUCAAGAUGUUCAGCUAUCCCGGAGCACCUUUGGAGAAAUCAUGGAAGCCGUUCGAGAGUUCUUGAUCUCAUCCAUGCUACGGAAGUUGGGCUUCAGUUUCGCAAGCUUGGCUUUGCGCAUGAAGUACUUUGUCUUCGUGGCCCUGAUCCUAUUUGGUUUUCUGGCAGUGCUCUCUCAGCUCUAUCCGCUGGAAGCCAAUGUGAGUACCAUCCUUGGAGGGAUUGCUCCCAUCAUUUUGGGCAUUUUGCUGCAGAAACCAGGACAGCCCCGAGUGCCGGCAGACCUGAAACAUGCCUUUGAAGAGAUGCUGAAGUCACUCGUGCUGGGCUGCCAGGCAAUGCUGGUAGAGCUUCGCGAGCAGAAGCAGAACAUUCUGGAUUGGCUUCGCGAACUGCGCAUCAAUGACCAGUUUGUCCAGGAGAUGUUGGAAGUCGACCCCUUCAGCCUGCUCCAGCUGGCGCAGCAGACCAAGUUCCAGAAGUUGCUGGAGUUCCUGGCGAAGAGACCGGGCCGUCCACAUGGUCCCUCAGAACCGGAGCAGUUCCUGGAGUUUCUGGCCGUCUUCGAGGCGACGUACUCGGCCGUGAAGACGACGUCUCCUCGCUUUGCUCAAAUGGUCGACCAGCAAGUGCACCAGUUCUUGCAAGGACACCUUCAAGCUCUUCUGGAGCCGCUGAGUUCGGACGUGGCCCUUGAAGUCCAAGAAGCUUUGCGCAAAGCCAGUGAGUCUGAUGUGGAUACUCUGGAAUGGGUUGGGCGGAUGAUUCAGCAGCUGUGUCAUCCAGAUUUCCAGGAGCUCCUGACAGCCUUACGAGAAAGGAAAGGUUGUGUGGCGCUCAAGAUCCUUGCCAGGUUUGACGUUGACCCCGCUCUUGCCCAAAUCCAUAUCUCUUUGCAAAAGCUUGCGCUCAAGCACGUGCUUCGCUUGUUGGGUUCUAGUGAGCAGGAUGCUGACAGGAUUGCUGCUGUACAAGAUUGGCAGCAAACCUUUGCAUUACUCGUCCAGCUGGUUGUAGAAAAGCUUCGAAAUGAGUUCGAGCCACCGUUGUCGGAGGGUAUGGACUGGAAGAGCAUUGAAGCAUCAGUCGAAAAGGAAUUUGGCUCAAUUGAGUCUUUGGUGGGAUUGUCCGGCAAUAUGAAAAGCAUCGAAGAGUUUGAGAAGAAGUGCUUGGACAAAAUUGCCGUGCUUCUUAUCAAUCAGAAUGUGCAGAACUCCAGAGUUCAACUUUCACCUAGUGGCAUGGAGACCAUUUUCCACCUAUUGGAAGUCUCGGACAUCAAAGAAAUACUGAAAGAUCCUAUGAGUUUCCGAAGUGAGUCGUUGUGGGAGAAGGGCAACAAAGUCGCAGCAAGCUUGGCCAUCGAGCACCUGAGACUCCAGAAGUCUUUUAUAGAGCAAAAGAUGCCAGAACAGGCUGAGUGGGCAGACAUUGAAAGGUUGGUGGAGAAAGUCGCCCCAAGGGAACUCCGUGAUGCUUUCGCUGAUCCAGGAGCAGGAUUCGUUGACUACCAGGGUCCUGCAGCUAUCCAUUGGGCAGUUCUACAGCUGAAACCAUCCUUGCUAAAGCUGGGCUUUCAGCCACAAAGCAUGGAAAAUUUGGAGCCGAUGCUUUUGCAGCUGGAUGUGGACCAAUUGAAGGAGGGCAUCAAGAAACCUCAGACAGUCAUCAGGCUUUUGGAAGGGAAAGGUGGGGAAGUCGCAGUAAACUUGGCCAUUGAGCAGGCAAAACCAUCCAUACUGGAGCAAUUGCCCAGCGGAGUCAGAUGGUCUGAUGUGAGUGAUGUGCUCAUUGAGUAUUGUUCAUCGAGUACUGCAGCUUUGAAUUCUCUACAGAGUCCAACCUUUUCCUUGAACUCCCUGACUGAUGAUCCACAUGUCCAGAAGAAAUGGCAAGUGGCACUCGCACGAAAUGCACUGGAGAAGCACUUGCCCAAAGGAAUCACGUGGAAGGAGAUUGAGCAGCUCGUGGAGGAAACAGAUCCAGAGGAGUUACAUGCUGCUCUGGCCGAUGCAGCCGGAUUCCAGCAGUGGUGCUCCGGCCAACCGACCACGUCCAAGGAGACUUCCAAAGAAGAAGCUCAUGGCCUUCAUCAAACCAUUUCUGAAUCCCCUUCCACCGAUCCACUUGCUGUACGGUCGCAGAACCCAGUUCAACCCACUGAGCCAGUCCAGACACGAGAGCCACCCCAAAGUCUUUCUGAAGAUUCACCCAAAGCUCCCAAGUUGAAGGGAAAAGCGGGACGCAGCCCGGCUCGCUUUGGUCGCAAGGGCGUGCUUCGACCCGCAACAAAGGCGAAACCCAAAGAAGAAAUGCAGCAAGCAGGUUCCGCAUCCUCUUCCACUGAUCCACUUGGAUUGGUGCGGAAGCCGAUUCAACCCAUCGAGCCAAUCCAGACACCAGAGCCACCCCGGAGUCUUUCUGAAGAUUCACCCAAAGCUCCCAAGUUGAAGGGAAAAGCGGGACGCAGCCCGGCUCGCUUUGGUCGCAAGGGCGUGCUUCGACCCGCAUCAAAGGCGAAUCCCAAAGAAGAAAUGCAGCAAGCAGGUUCCGCAUCCUCUUCCACUGAUCCACUUGGAUUGGUGCGGAAGCCGAUUCAACCCAUCGAGCCAGUCCAGACACCAGAGCCUCCCCACAUGAGUUUGGCAGAUUCUCAUCAAGCUUCUUCCAAGGCUUUGAAGGCCUCAGGGUCCUUGAAGAAAUCGCCUACAACUCUGUGGUCUUCGGAUGAUGAACAUCGAUAAGUUGGCCACUUAAAGAAAAGCACACACACACACACACUUCGAAGGUGGAGCAAACGUGAGCUUGUCAUCCUCCAGCAGCUUCCGACCACUUUGUCGACCAAAACGACUUCACCAGCUACUGUAGAGGCGAAUCGCCGUCGCAGUGGAGGUGCCAUCGCCGUCGCCAGGGCAGCCAGGAUUGAUGCAAGCAGGAAUGGCAGGCGAGGGCAGCGGCACAGAGGUAGGUUGAGGGCUCCUUUGAUGCACAUUGAGGUGGCCAUCCUUUUGAGGAACGCAUCGAACAUUGGUGUGAGACUGCAGGCAUGCCAGCGAGGCAAGCCUUGUUUCACACAUUGUGGCGGCUCGGAAAACUUGCCGCAAGAUCAUGAUGAGACAUGAUGUGAGACGUGAUGAGCAGAGCCUUCGAUGUCUUUUCGGGAUGAGACUACUGAUGCUGUCUUUUCCUGACAAUGACGCCUCGUGUAGAGCUGCUGAUGGGCGACGAUCGGCAACGCCCCUGACUUGAACAGAUCCACCGGAGUUCCCAACGAAUGACGCUCCGCGCGGAGCUGCCAAGGAUGAUCACGACUACGAAUUCCGUGGUUCACAUGAAGGAAAAGCCAUCAGCGAGCCGCGCGCACGCCCGCAGAGGCUGCCCAGCUAUGCCCAUCUUCCUGGUGCUGAGAGGGCGGCCGAAUCCGAAGCCGGCCUAAGUGAAGUUGUGUUCAUCGAAUCGACUGCCGCACGUCUGCGGCCUUGAUGACCGACGUGCGGAUCGACGCGUCGGAGGUGGUGAGGCUUUUCGUUCUCCACGAACGGUGUAAUGUGGGCAUUGCAAUGACCCACGAGGUUUGCGACUGGACGUGCGUCGAUGCGGUGAUGAGUGCCAAGUGGUGAUCGAUGCAAUGUGGUGAGUGGUGAACUGUGGUGAUUUGUGCAACAACUAUGGUGUAAGUGGACAGUGCUUUGAAGUGGCAUUUUUCAUGAUUGGACAAUUUCUCUGGCCGCAAAUGCCAUAGACUAUCAUAGACUGUAGACCUUCUGAUUUACCUGUUCGACUAGUCAAGUCCCUUGUUCAAAGCUGUGCAAAAGAAAAAGGGGACCUCCAAAAAGAAACCUCAAUUGUUUGAGUUUUCCACAUAUUUGGCACACAUAUAUUUUUCAUAAUUGAAGAACAGCGUCCUCAUAUUUGAGAGUUUGUGAAUGACAUGUUCAAGAACGUCCACUUUGUUCCUGGCCUUACUACGAACGGAGCAAAGGAAGCUACGAACGUAGCUCCGACCCCGCUCACUGGUCGACCCUUCGUUGGUUCACCAACUUUUCACAGACGCGUCAAUCAGACAGGAUUCCCAAAAGGGUCGAAGGAUUCAAUCAGUUUUUUUUCGUUUUAAACUCGCUCUUUUCUAACUUGGGAGUUUCUUCACUCCAUUUUCUUUGAGAAUGAGUCCUGAUGGAAUCCUUUGAAGGAUCUCAACAUCAGUUGAACAGGCGACAAUCAUGACGGCGCAGCACUUCUUGAAGCCUUGUUUGUAGAAGCCAAGCCAGAAUCAGGAGGCAACAUGGCCACCACCAUCCAUCUUGGCCAGGGAUUACAGCGACGAAUCUCAAUGAUGACAGCGAUGUAGCCAGUCUGGCCGAAGACGCCGUUGCCGGCUUGCCGCGACGCUGCUUGUGCGGCUUGCCGGCUUGAUGCUGAAGAGCACUGGUCGUGCAGUGAAACAAAGUGCUGCACUGAUCUGUCAUCCCGACCUGUGAAUGAUUUUUCAACGUUUUCCUUGGAAUGCUUGUGAGGAG